Messenger RNA from Cladocopium goreaui, 1123 nucleotides. Lineage: Eukaryota; Dinophyceae; Suessiales; Symbiodiniaceae. The record is from the annotation of a GenBank genome assembly.
GUUUUGAAAGCGGAUGGCUUUGCAAAGGUAAAACCCUUGGACAAACACGAAGUGGUGCAAGUGCUCCAAGACAAGGGCUUGGUGGUGGGCAUGACAGGCGAUGGCGUCAACGACGCCCCGGCGCUGGCCAAAGCGCAGAUCGGCAUCGCGGUGCACGGGGCCACUGAUGCGGCGAAGUCGGCAGGUGAUAUUGUGCUGACCAAAGAUGGUUUGUCGCCCAUUUACACCGCGAUCCAGAUCUCGCGCCGUAUCUUCAAGCGAUUGAAGUCUUACGUGAUCUAUCGCAUUUGCAUCACCGUACAAGUGGUCUUCUUCCUAGCUGCCCUGGCCAUCUUUUACAAUCUUCGUUUCAAGGCCCUGUACAUCAUUUUGCUGGCGCUCUUUCACGACUUGCAGAUCGUGACCAUUGCCUACGACCACCAGGUGGCGGGUGCGAAACCUGAAACCCCCACGGUGUUGGGUUUGCUGUUGACCAGCUACUCCAUGGGUGUUCUGAUGUUCGUUCAGACCAUGGUGUUGCUUCAAUACGGCCACCUCUUCAUGUCCGAUGAGUUCGAUGCCGCCUUUCGUCACAGCAUGGGUGACUCCUCUGCGGGAACCGAGAUGGACAAGUACUUGGAGACCACCAUCUUCCUACAGAUCUCCAACUCCUCUGCCAUCUUGAUCUUCUCCGCCCGGACGGUGAGCUUCUUCUUCAGUACCUUCCCCGCCUGGCAGUUGUCCUUCAGCACCGCUCUGGGACAGGUGUUGAUCAACAUCUGGUGCCUCGUUGCUCCCACUGGGCUGGUAGACAAGUUGCUUCCCAUGGAUGUGCUGAAGGUCUGGAUCUAUGACAUUUGUUGGCUCCUCUUCCUGGAUUUGGUGAAAAUGUCUGCGUCGGGACUCUGGGAGAAGUACAAACCAGCCACCAUUGAUCGCAAUCCAGCCUUGCAGGCCAAGGACCGCAACAGCCGGAGGAUGUCCAACAACUUGCGACCGUCCUACAUGUUGGCGCAAGCUGGAGGCGGAGAGUUGGGCAACAGGGUCACUGACUUGCCGGAGGGAAGUCGGAACUCCCUGCGUUUGUCCCGGACUUUUAAAAAACCUUAGCUGAUCGAACUGGCGGUGGUUCGAAAGAAAGAAC